UCAUUCCAAGACCCUGUUCUUCAUACGUUUCUUCUCUCUCUCUCUCUACAAAAACUCCAACAGCGAUUUCACCUCCGCUUUCUCUCUCUAUAUCUGCCCUAAUAUCACUUCGUUUCCCCUUCAACUUCCUCCUCUUCACUCCACACCUCUCCCUCUCUCUCUCCCGCCCCCCUUUUCUCUCUACACAGAUAUAUAUAUAUACAAUAUACAAUUACUUUGGCGGUUAUUCGAGCAGUUAGGGUUUCCUCUACGGGAAACCACACAGGAGGUUUGCUUUGCUAUUUCUCUCUCUCUCUCUCUCUAUAUAACUGGACGUGGCUUUCGAUCUUUAGAACUUACUUGGUGGAAGGUUCUAGAUUUUGGUCAAAUUUUCUAGGGUUUUGAUUUAGUCCCUCAAGUUAAUAAUUGCAUAACUGCGGCUGUAUUGGUUUAUGGGGUUUUGUUCUUCUGAUUGAUUCGAGCCAGUGAUUGAGAACCUAGGGUUUCGACUUUCAAUUCGUUUCGUAUGGUAGUUAUUAUUGCCGCAAUGAGGGUCUUCUGAGUGAUUUGUAUUCGUCUGCGAAUCCGUCUUUUAGUGAAGAUGGAGGUGUAGAGAAGCUUUCUUCCUCGUAAUCGUCAUUAUACUUGCCCCGGGCGGUGAUGGACCUCGUUUAAGUACAUCGUCGGGCUACGUGUCUAUUUGUGGCUUUUGCCUCUUUUAAUUGUUGUGAGAGGACAAGAAUGUUAGUUUCAUUUGAAUGCUGUUGAAGUUUUAUACACUCGGAGAGGGAAAAGGAAGCGUUUGGAUCUUUUACGGAUAGAAGAGAACAUUCUUUCCGCCGGGGAGGGGUUUUGAAAGGAAGGCAAGUUGUGGUUUCUUGUAUAUUUGAUCAUGUUCACUUCUCAUGGACAGAAGUGAACCCACAUUAGUUCCAGAAUGGUUGAGAACUACUGGAAGUGUCAAUGGGGCUGGCAAUUCAGCCCACCAUUUUGCGUCAUCUUCGCACACAGAUGGUCAUUCCUCGGCACAAUCCCGGCAAAAUAGAUGUUCUAGGAGUGUAAGUGAUAAAGACAACUCUCGGCGUAAUCCAAGUAGUAAUGGUUCUUCAAAGCAUCCAUACAGUAGUUUCAGUCGAAGUCAUCGCGAUAAGAACCGUGAUAAAGACAAAGACAGGUCUGCUAUUGGGAGCCAUUGGGACCAGGAUGAUCCAUUGGGCGAUAUGUUAAUUAGUAGAGCUGAGAAGGAUAUGUUGAGGCGUUCUAAUUCCCUUGUGUAUAGGAAACCUGAAGAGCUAUUGCCUCGAAGAGUAGUGGACUCAAAAAAUGGCGGUAGGAGCAAUCACAGUAGCACCAAUGGUGUGCUUUCCGGAAGUAAACUUGUUAGGAGCACCCUGAAAAGUUCUUUUGACAAGGAUUUUCCCUCUCUUGGAACUGGAGAGAAGCAAGGAGUGCCUGAUAUAGGAAGAGUUCCAUCUCCUGGUUCAACCACCGCUGUACAGUGUUUGCCUUUUGUAAAUCCUGGCUUGAUUGGUGGUGAGGGGUGGACUUCUGCUCUGGUAGAGGUGCCCACAAUGAUUGGCAGCAAUAGCAUGAGUCCCAAAUCAGUUCAGCAAAGUGUUAUGUCGAGCCAAUCAUCUGGGUCUUCAAGUCCUAAAGCAAGUCUUAACAUGGCUGAGGCAUUGUCGCAGGCUCCAUCUCGAGCUCAUACUACUCCCCAGCUUCCUGAUAAGACACAGAGGCUCGAGGAAUUGGCAAUAAAGCAAUCCAAGCAAUUAGUACCGGUUCUUAGUUCUGAUAAAUCAAAGCCUAAAGCAGCAGUGAGAACCAAUGAGACGAUGGUGGGUUCCAAGAGUGUGCAGCAGCAGCAGCCCCUUUCAUCCCAACUGGCUAAUCAUUCUCUUCAUGGUGGACAAGUGAGAUCUGACACCCCAAGAUCAUCUCAUGCUGGGAAGUUUCUUGUUCUCAAGACAGUUCGGGAAAAUGGUGUCUCCUCCAUAGGAAAGGAUGUAUCAAACCCAAUUGAUAAUGCCAGCAGAGUAGUAAAUUGCCAGGUUGCUUCUGCUGCUGCUCCAAUGCUUUCUUCUGCUCCUUUGAAGAGCCCAAAAAGCCCAAAUCUUUCUACCAUUGAUGGCAAGGUAGCUGUUUUGUCUUUAAAUUCUGGAGCCACUUUGGAAAAGAAAUCAUCUCAGGCUCGGAGCCGGAGUGACUUUUUCAAUCUCAUGAGGAAGAAAACCUCAACAAACUCUUCUGCUGUUGUGUCUCUGCCUGUGAAGUGCGGUGAAUCCGUUGAGGGAGCUAGUUCUCAUGUAAGUUCUUGUGUUAGUGAGACUGGUAGUGAGGUGACUAACAAUGGGGAUAGUCAUGAAGGGGAGAAGAAUUUCUGCCUUAAUGGAACAGUUUAUCCUGAUGAGGAAGAGGCUGCAUUUCUUCGUUCUCUUGGCUGGGAGGAAAAUGCUGGAGAAGAAGAUGGGCUUACAGAGGAGGAGAUCAAUGCUUUUUACGAGGAGUGCAUGAAAAUGGGGCCAUCCUUAAAACUGUGUAGAGGCCUGCAACCCAAACUUUCAAUGCUUCCUGAAUCCCCCAUCACUGGUUCAAGCAGGGCAUCUUCGGAAACUGAAGCUUAAUUUGCUGUUUUUCUCUCGUAUUACUGAUUUUUCUCACGUACAGGAUCUGGAAAGUUCCAAAUUUUGUUGGCAGAUCAUAUGGUUUUUUUUCUUGGUUUCAUCUCUUUGUUUCGGAAGAAGGCUGUCGAUUAGGGUAUGGAAAGCUCUGGGUAGUAUUAGUACAAUAAGUUACAGAAGUCCUCACUGAGAGUAGGAUAGGGGGACAUAUUGGUCUGCUACGGAUGAUGCUGAGCAAGGUGCAACUUUUGGUACCUAUUUUCUAUUUUCUUCUUACUUUUAAGAGGCAUAAAUUUUAGCCAGAAUAGCUUUAUGGUGUUUUGGUCAAUUUUACAGGAAGAUGAAAAGAAAGGUUGAUGUUCUUUUUAGUUUCUA
Molecule: messenger RNA, 2975 nt
Organism: Rhododendron vialii
Lineage: Eukaryota; Viridiplantae; Streptophyta; Magnoliopsida; Ericales; Ericaceae
Exons: 5
Coding region: 885-2603 (572 amino acids)
Source: RefSeq, a predicted model, not a curated record